GAAAAACAAAGAUGGCAGCGCCCACGAUCUGCACACCUGGUCAAAGAAUAUGUCGCUUAGAGGAAGGCCAAGUUGCUGGUUCUGGUACAGAUGUAAGACAAGGGUACCUGUACUCUUGUCUUGCUGGAUAUGUCAAUGUCAGGGAGGGGGAUGGAGAGAGUGGCAAGACAGUGAUAGAGGUUUUGACAGAGAAGAAACACAACAUUGUUCCUUCAGUGGGAUCUCUCGUUACUUGUAGGGUCACCAAUGUAAAUCCAAGAUUUUGUAAAUGUGCCAUAUUAGGAGUAGACAACAUGCCAUUAAAAGAAUCAUUCCGAGGGCUUGUCAGAAAAGAAGAUGUCAGAGCUACAGAAAAGGACAGGGUUGAAAUGUACAAAAGUUUCAGACCUGGUGAUUUGGUUAUAGCACGAGUUUUGUCAUUAGGAGAUGCACAGUCCUACCUACUGACCACAGCAGAAAAUGAACUAGGAGUUGUGGCAGCUGUCAGUGAAGCAGGAGUGAAUAUGGUCCCAGUCAGUUGGAAUGAAAUGAUUUGUCCAAAAACGAUGUCAAAAGAAUUCAGGAAAGUAGCCAAAGUGCAACCCCAGUAUAUAGACAAUACUACUGCUACAUGACGACAAUGUAAUAUAUGGAUCAGAGAAGAUGCAUAUAUAUAUGACAUUUGGACAUUGGUUUUCAUAGUCUUGCAGCAUAUAAGUGAAAAGUAAAUAUGGGAAUGUUUUAUGGGACAAAUUGAAUCUGAAACCUAAACAGUGAAAUUCAAACUCCAUUCUUAAGUGUGCCCAGACAAGAGGUCCUGUCCAAGAUAUUUUUAGACAUUUUUAUGGA
This is a messenger RNA of Lingula anatina, 828 nucleotides long. Its product is annotated as exosome complex component CSL4. Gene Ontology annotation, biological process: RNA processing. Gene Ontology annotation, cellular component: nuclear exosome (RNase complex); cytoplasm. NCBI's taxonomy places the organism in Eukaryota, Metazoa, Brachiopoda, Lingulata, Lingulida, Lingulidae. Gene Ontology annotation, molecular function: RNA binding. The record is from RefSeq and is a predicted model, not a curated record.